AUGGUCGGAAUGAUGUACGACCGUUUCUCCAAAAACAACAAUCGAGCACAGACUAUUCUCUUCUCCAGAAACGCAGUGAUCUGCCAGAGGGACAAUUUCCCCUGUUUUGUAUUCAGAACAGCUAACUUGCAGGCAACAGGCCUUGUCGACUGCCAGGUUGUUCUCAAGUUUGUGUAUUCUACCAUUACUGAAGAACAGGAGACUAUUCUCCUUGAUUUUAUUAACCUCCAAGUCGGCGAGGAUGACGUUUCUCAGGAAAUUGAAUUUUGUACUCCAGUCCUCAUUGCACACAGAAUCACGCCUGCUAGUCCAAUCUACGACUAUCUCGAAAAAGGUCUCGAAGAAUCCCAAUUUGAAAUACUCGUUCUCCUGACUGGGUGCGACGAAGCCACUGGAGUCACCAUCCAGGCUCGAGUCUCCUAUCUUCCCAGAGAUAUCAUCCUCAAUCACCGAUUCGUUAUGAUUGAGUCUUUGUCCAACUCGAAUGAUUGGAUUCUUGAUUUUAAAAAAUUUCAUUCUAUUUUGCCCGAAUAA
Molecule: messenger RNA, 534 nt
Organism: Octopus sinensis (East Asian common octopus)
Lineage: Eukaryota; Metazoa; Mollusca; Cephalopoda; Octopoda; Octopodidae
Product: ATP-sensitive inward rectifier potassium channel 12-like
Exons: 1
Coding region: 1-534 (177 amino acids)
Biological process (GO): regulation of monoatomic ion transmembrane transport; potassium ion import across plasma membrane
Cellular component (GO): plasma membrane
Molecular function (GO): inward rectifier potassium channel activity
Source: RefSeq, a predicted model, not a curated record